AGUCAUAUCACGUCAACCAACACUUAUAACCAUCCCCCCAUUUCCUUCUCGCCCUGCCUGAAACACAUCCUGCCUGAUCCAGCCGACUUGCUCCCACCCCGCUCUGAUCAUCAUUCCCCUUUCUUGUUGCAGCCUAAUGGAUGGAUCAUGGGACCCAAUCAUGAGCUCCUUUUCUGGGUACCUCCCGCUUCCCGACGCGCCUUUUAUACUCCUUGGACGUCAUUGGUGAUACCCAGAGGAUAUCCUGAGCUUUAUUUGAGCUGCAUGGCGCAUGGGACGCGCUGGUCGAGUUGCCGAGAUGUCUCUACGUAACGAUGAUUUUAUUGCUGCAAUAUUGAGUGUACUAUUUGAUUCUAUGAUUCCUUUCCUAUUUAUACCUAGC
Molecule: messenger RNA, 382 nt
Organism: Suillus discolor
Lineage: Eukaryota; Fungi; Basidiomycota; Agaricomycetes; Boletales; Suillaceae
Exons: 2
Source: RefSeq, a predicted model, not a curated record